CUAGAUUUGAAUUGUGCAUAAUUUUUUUUAAACACCGCCAAAACACGCCGAGAAAAUUAAAUUUAUUUUUUUUUUAAUUAUUGACUAAAUACAACCAAUUUGCAAUAUGGAUUUGAACGAAGCUGUGCUCACCUGCGCAGUGAAUAUACACUGGACGAAUGCGGUGGGCGUAACGGGACGCAAAUUGGCCUACAAGACGGCCACGCUUCGUUUGAUACGCAACGAUCUACGAGAAAUGUUCCUGGAGCUGACGCCUGAGAAACUGAAGCCAAUGAAAUUUAAACUAAAGGAUAUAAUGGUACACAAGAAAUUCAUGUCCGAAGGCAAGGCCACUUUCAAUUUCAAAGCAGAGCUAUGUACACUAUAUUUAUCAAAUGCUCCACCCGGUACUCUGAUGUUCUUUCUUCGCACCAUUUUCAUCAAGAUGAAUGGCGGAAAUGGGGAAUCUGGCCAGCCAGAUGAGGCAUCGCUGCAAAAGAAAUUGCGCGAACACAUGCUCUCGGGAAGACCAAGCAGUUUCGAAGAGAUUAGCCCAGUGACCACAGCGGAGAUGAUUUUGGCGCGAAAAAAGGCGGGAAUAGGCUCAAGAGCUACCACAACUACACCCUCACCCCAAGGCGCUAAGAAACGUCGUCUCGAGGAAGACAGGGGUACAGGAAGCGGUAGCAGUUUACCAGCAGCCAAAAAACUAUACCAACAAUCAUCCACAUCCUCCAGCUCGAAAGCUGAAAGCGAAGACACUUUGCGUUUGAGUGAAGAGCAAAUGGAAGUCUUACGUUCGUGCACGGCUGGGAAAAAUGUAUUUUUCACGGGCUCUGCGGGCACAGGCAAAAGUUUUCUAUUACGCAAAAUAAUAUCAGCUUUGCCGCCCGAUGGAACAGUGGCAACGGCAUCGACCGGUGUGGCCGCUUGUCUGAUUGGUGGCACAACAUUGCAUGCUUUUGCUGGAAUUGGAGGUGGAGAUGCCACUUUGCCACGUUGCCUGGAGCUGGCCUCCCGUCCCGUAAAUGCACAGACUUGGCGUAAAUGCAAACGUUUGAUUAUCGAUGAGAUCUCCAUGGUGGAUGGGCAAUAUUUUGAGAAAAUCGAAGCAGUUGCUCGUCAUAUACGACGCAAUGAACGUCCUUUUGGUGGGAUUCAAUUGAUCCUAUGUGGUGACUUCCUCCAGCUGCCACCUGUGAUUAAGGUUGAUUUCGGUGCGUCGACACCUCAACAACGUUUCUGCUUUCAAUCGAGCGCCUGGGAAACGUGCAUUCAAUGUGUCUUCGAGCUAAAGCAAGUCCAUCGACAAUCGGAUCCGGAAUUUGUGAAAAUCCUAAAUCAUUUGCGAAUCGGUCAUGUCAAUGAUGUCAUCAGUUCCCGCCUGGUGGCCACGUCCAAGCAGAAAAUCGAGGGCAAUGGCAUUUUGGCCACACAAUUGUGCUCCCAUACGAACGAUGCGAACUCGAUAAAUGAAACCAAAUUGGAGAAUCUUAGCGGUGAUAAGGUACUCUUUCGCGCCGAGGAUUCUGAUGCUGGCAUGACCAAGCAAUUGGAUCAACAAAUUCAGGCCCCAUCUCAAUUGUAUCUCAAAGUAAAUGCCCAAGUGAUGCUUUUAAAGAAUAUCAAUAUAGCCAAUGGCCUGGUCAAUGGAGCUCGCGGUGUAGUGGUGCGCAUCGAGAAGGGUCUGCCCGUGGUGCGAUUUAAGAAUAAUCAGGAAUAUGCCUGUAAGCAUGAGAAAUGGAUCAUUAAAACAGCCACUGGUGGCCUUAUAACACGACGCCAAGUCCCGCUCAAGCUGGCCUGGGCCUUCUCCAUACACAAAAGUCAGGGUCUAACUCUGGAUUGUGUGGAAAUGUCGCUCUCCAAAGUGUUUGAAGCCGGUCAAGCUUAUGUGGCCUUAUCGCGAGCCAAAUCCCUGCAAUCGGUACGCAUUCUGGACUUUGAUGCCAAGCAGGUGUGGGCUAAUCCUCAAGUACUGCAGUUCUAUAAGAAUUUCCGAAGACGUCUCAUCGACACGAGUAUGAUUCCCUUGGGACCCAAAAAUAAGGAUCAGAAGCGUAAGCCCGGUGAUGCUGCUAGCGCUCUGGCCAAGAUUAAAAAGAGUCUAAUGAGCAAGCCACUUGUUUCAAUCAGCUAGUGCACGAACUGAAUAUUUACUAAAUUAAUUGAGACAAUUAGCUAAAUUGACUUUACUGACCUUUAAAUAGGCUUUUCAUUUUAAGACUUUUAGUUUUGAUAGAGUCUUAAAGUCAAGACCCUUAAAAACUCUAGAAAUUAAUCGACUAAGAAGAAUUCUUUAAUCAAAAACUUUAAAAAGAGGCUUACAAAUUUAAAAUUUGUUAUAAAAAUUAGAAAAUGUCUUUCAUUUUUUUGAAGAACUAAACGAUUUUCAUAUUUCUAAGCCUCUCUGAUCUAUAAUUUUCCUUUAAACUUUUUCUAAAACUAAUGAAAAUUUAAAAGCAUUCAAACUUUAGUUCAUUCCUGAAUAUCUUCUGAUGGAAAUUAGGGUGGAUUUAUACGGACAUUUGUUGAUAUAAAUUUCCUAAACAGUUUCUUCAACAUAUAAUGUCAUUUUUCUUUAGUAAGUAAUUGGAAAAUAAACCUAGGCUCUCCAGUAUUUCUUCGAUAAGUGCUUUACAUUUAAUUCCAAAGCACUUAUCGAAUAAACUACUUCAUUUAUCUUGAA
This is a messenger RNA of Drosophila willistoni, 2668 nucleotides long. It is a transcript of the gene Pif1, whose product is annotated as ATP-dependent DNA helicase PIF1. Lineage: Eukaryota; Metazoa; Arthropoda; Insecta; Diptera; Drosophilidae. The transcript has 2 exons. Gene Ontology annotation, molecular function: DNA helicase activity. Gene Ontology annotation, biological process: telomere maintenance; DNA repair. The record is from RefSeq and is a predicted model, not a curated record. The coding region runs from base 107 to 2119 and encodes 670 amino acids.